Messenger RNA from Lycium ferocissimum, 585 nucleotides. RefSeq lists its product as uncharacterized. The record is from RefSeq and is a predicted model, not a curated record. NCBI's taxonomy places the organism in Eukaryota, Viridiplantae, Streptophyta, Magnoliopsida, Solanales, Solanaceae. The coding region runs from base 1 to 585 and encodes 194 amino acids. The transcript has a single exon.
AUGGGUGAAAUUGUUCCUUCGAAAGAUGAUGCUACCAAAAUUGAUAUUUCACAUCCCUACUUCCUUUCUCCAUCUGAUUCACCGGGAAUGAGUCUUAUCAAUACCAUUUUCGAUGGAUCAAGUUAUGGAAAUUGUAAAAGAGGAAUUCUCAUCUCCUUGUCAGCCAAAAAUAAGUUAGGAUUUAUAAAUGGUACCUGCAAAAUACCAGAAAAGGAAUCAAAUCUCAUAAUACAGUGGACACGUUGUAAUGAUAUGGUUCUUUCAUGGCUUUUAAACUCCUUAAAUAAAGAAAUUGCUGAGAGUGUUGUUUACUUACAGACUGCUGCAGAUUUAUGGAAAGAGCUUGAAGAAAGAUAUGGCCAAUCUAAUGGUACAAAACUAUACCAACUUCAAAGAGAGCUCAACCUGAUUAAUCAGGGAUCCAAUGAUGUGGCGUCUUAUUUCACUAAAAUAAAAAGGAUCUGGGAUCAAUUAAGAGAGCUAAACACUUUUACAACUUGUUCAUGUGCUUGUACUUGUGAAGCUAAGGAACAUAAUCACAAAAUGGUUGAAGAUCAAAAGUUGAUUCAAUUUUUAAUGGGAUAG